This is a messenger RNA of Pelmatolapia mariae (spotted tilapia), 2219 nucleotides long. It is a transcript of the gene cdin1, whose product is annotated as CDAN1 interacting nuclease 1. Gene Ontology annotation, cellular component: cytoplasm; nucleus. Lineage: Eukaryota; Metazoa; Chordata; Actinopteri; Cichliformes; Cichlidae. The transcript is spliced from 12 exons. Gene Ontology annotation, biological process: erythrocyte differentiation. The coding region runs from base 65 to 988 and encodes 307 amino acids. The record is from RefSeq and is a predicted model, not a curated record.
CAGGAAUUAAGAGUAAAGAGCCCUUUCUCAUGGUAUUUAUUGCUUUUGAGCUAUUUUUUGCAGCAUGUUGCACAUAAUAGACAUGAAGCCGACUAAUACCUUGAUGAGACUGUCCCGAGCAGAAUAUAAAGAGAUAGUGCGAUGGACUGAAAAACUGAGACCUACACGCCAAUGCAUGAAGAUACUGAAGGACAGGUUUCCAAGUCACUCGCAGUCCACUCUUCUGAGCAUCUUCUCCCUGGAGUACCAGAAACGGAUCAAAAAGACAAUCUCAAGACACCAUGUGCCGGAUGUUAUUGAAAGCUACUACCAAAGGUAUCUGAGUGAAGCCAAGGCACAGCCUACUGCUCCUGUCCUGCUUGAAUUGGCCAAUGAGGUGGAUCUGUCUCCUGCGCUGAUGGCUCGUAUCAUCCUGGACAGGUUCCUUCAGGGCCAGGAUGGUGGAAUGCCAUCUAAAUCAGUCCUCAACAGCAUGCUGAAGGAGCCAUCUUUAAUUCCAGACCAAAUUUUGGCCAGUAAUGUCUACCAAUGCACAAUAAAUGACUGCUGUUAUGGACCGCUGGUAGACUGCAUCAAACACGCCAUAGGCCAUGAGCAUGAAGUGCUGCUCCGGGAAAAACUGAAGGAGAAGAACCUUUCCUUUCUGGAUGAAAACCAUCUGAGAACUAUGGGCUACGACAAAACACCUGAUAUCAUCCUGGAGGUUCCAGUUGCUGUGGAAGGGCACAUUGUACACUGGAUUGAGAGCAAAGCCUCUUUCGGAGAUGAUCAAAGCCAUCAAACCUACCUCAAUGAACAAUUCUGGAGCUACUGGAACAGGUUUGGUCCAGGCCUUGUGAUCUACUGGUAUGGCUUUAUUGGAGAGCUGGAUUGCCAGAGAGACAGAGGUAUCCUACUCAAAGACUGCUUCCCUACAGACAUUGUCACCCUGUGCCAUGCCACGCAACAAGACCGAUCACCUGAGAGCCAGAAUAAAGACAAAGAAUGAGAAUAGAUCAGAAGCAUAAUAAAACCAAAGUACAGAUGAGAGAAUGAAUGGGAGGAAAGAGGGAUGACAACAAGGAGGUGGGAAGGGUACGAACACUGAACUAUGCAGGGGUGGAUACCUAGAUCCGGAAGCAAUUUGGCUUUCCUGCAGUGUGAGACUACUGGCAAAAAAUCUGCCCUGAACUUCACCUGACCCUCAUUCUCUCUCUCUCUCUCUCGCUCUCUUUCUCCCUUUCUUCCUCUCAUUCACUGUUCCAAAGCGGCCGCAUGUAAAUGCACACCAGCAUUCUCUAUAUAUCUGACGUCACUCAUAGUCAUACCUGUAAAUGAAAAACAUGAUCUGGGAGGCUUUUCUGGUCGUGGUCAACACCUGGCCCUUGGAUGGCCUCUUGCACUGGAGGCUACGGUGCAAGCCAGGGCCGAAGCAGGACAUAAGGCCCUUCCUUAUCACGCUCAGGCCCUGGCCUUUGUCACUCCUUCCUCCUCCGUUCCAUAGGCAGAUAAGAGAGGUGCGGUCUAGGGGCUGGGUGACGCCUGUCUCUCACCUGCGUCACUCAGUGCCCUCUCAGUCACUCUCCAGCGGGAUAAACAGGAUAGUUUCUGAUUAAGGCUGGCCCCUCAGUGACCCUUUUCACAUUAUAAAAUUGUUUUUUUUUGUUAGCACAUAUGCUUGACAGAACUGUUCAUGCUGCUGUCAGUGUUUAUUUCUUAACCGUGCAACUACAAUUCAAAUUCGAAAGUUCCACUAACCUAAUUAAGCGCAAAUUUUGAUACAAUUACAAAAAAGGAAUUUUUUUUUUUUUUUCACAUUUGUUGGCUUCAUGUUUACUGUAGAGUUAAAGUUAUUGAUAGAAUUUCCAAUAGCAGUGAUCAAAAUUGAAUAAUUUUCUAUUUUUUUACGUUGAAUAUAUUAAUAGUUUUUCACUGCAUAAUGUCAUAAAAUAAUGAGCAUAGUCAUGACAGUUUGCCUAAAGCAAAGCCAUAUUGAAAUUGGGAGUAAUGUGGUAGCCUAACAGUAUUCACUUUAAAAGGAUAAAAAAUAAGUGAACCUACGUUUGCUUGACCAGUGUGUUUACUUAGUAAAAUAUCAAAACCAGGAGCUUUUUUACUUGUUUCACAGUAAUAAAAAAUAAAUAAAAAGAAAAGACUAUUAGAAUCAGCAUUUGUUACAUUCUGUCCCACAUUUAACCUGUAACAAUUUAAAGUAAAUCUACUGUACUUGCAUGUUUUAU